Molecule: messenger RNA, 373 nt
Organism: Phytomonas sp. EM1
Lineage: Eukaryota; Euglenozoa; Kinetoplastea; Trypanosomatida; Trypanosomatidae
Source: the annotation of a GenBank genome assembly
AUGAGAGCACCUAUGGACUCAUGAUUCACAAAAAGAGGAGCUGUUCUGAUCAUCCUUUCUGAAUACCCUUUAAGGGUAACACGAGCUGAGGAGGGAUGAGUCAUGGUACUUCACUGCUCUUAUAGCUAUUGUGGUCUCAUCGCGGUGCACAUGGUAGCAGAUCACGAUGUUGGAUCCGGCUACAAUUAUAUGUUAUUCCUAUUUUUGACUAAUAUCGGCUUUCUGUAUAUUUUAUGUGUAAAUCAGCGGAGAUGGCGAGACGGCGCUCUGAAAAAGUGAAAGGCUGAGGAAGCGAAUCACUCCAUCGCGUGAUGUUCGGAUGGGUAGGGCGUACUUUGUAUUCAGUGUGAUGUUUGCCGAGAACGAGUUUAUU